Molecule: messenger RNA, 1209 nt
Organism: Pelodiscus sinensis (Chinese soft-shelled turtle)
Lineage: Eukaryota; Metazoa; Chordata; Testudines; Trionychidae
Source: RefSeq, a predicted model, not a curated record
CAUCAGGAUCAAGCCCCGGCAGGUGCAGCGGCGCGGGCGACGCUCCCAGAUGGCCACGAGCUUUACAGACCCUGCUGUCUCCAUGGAUUUGCUGCGAGCUGUUCUGCAGCCUAGUAUUAAUGAGGAGAUCCAGACUGUCUUCAAUAAAUACAUGAAGUUUUUCCAGAAGGCAGCAGGUAACGUGAGAGAGAACGUCGGGGAGGACGUGGAUCCAGAGCAGCUCAUCCAGGAAACGUGUCGGAGCUGCCUAGAACAGGCGAAGCUGCUGUUCUCGGAUGGCAAGAAGGUGAUCCCCAGACUGAGCCAUGAGCAGUCAGUGCCAAAGCGUGCCCGGCAGGCAGAAGAGGAAGUGAGUCGGCGAGGAAGCCCUGUUCCCAAAAAGAGGAAGGGGCGGCCUCCAGGGCAGAGCCUGCAGAACGAUCGUGGAGCUUCGGGUGUGGCUGCAUGGAAGCUCAAGUCCUGUGAGCCAGUGCGGCGGGAGGGGCCGAAGUGGGAUCCAUCCCGACUGACUGAGUCCACGACCUUUGUGCUGGGAUCCCGAGCAAACAAGGCUCUUGGGAUGGGCGGGACCAGAGGGCGACUCUACAUCAAGCACCCCCACCUCUUUAAGUAUGCGGCCGAUCCACAGGACAAGCAUUGGCUGGCAGAACAGCAGCACAUGCGGGCCACGGGGGGCAAGAUGGCUUACCUCCUCCUAGAGGAGGAUAUUCAGGACCUGGCUGCCAGUGACGAUUACAGGGACUCUGUUGACUUGAAGCUGGAGGAACUAAAACCUUUUAUCCCGCCUGCAUGGAUGACUGAAAAGAUGCAGAAGUACAUGGAGACGCUUCGCCGGGAAGGGGACCCGCAGCCUCCAGAGGGAACUCAUGAAACAUAAGAAGCCUCGCCCUCCCUCCCACACGGUGUCACGGCAUGGACUGGCGCAGGAGCGUCCUCAUUUUCCUGUGUUUCACAAGGCAGAGGGGCUGUGGUUUCAGUGGCCUGGGUACCAGCAAGCUGCCCCCAGGGGAAAGCAGGGUAGCAGCUGUAAUUGAACCUCCUGGGAGCUGUUGGGGCCAGUCCCCUAGUUGGUGGUGGCUGGCACAGAAAGCAGAGUCACUGGCGGUUUCCUGCUUCUCAUCAGAGCUGAGCUUUCGCUUGUGUGAACUUCCUGUUUUGGAUCCUCUCCCUGUACAAACUGAUUUGUAAUAAAUACACCUGCUGUGUCUA